AUGUUGUUUAGCCCUACAGUUGUCUUCGUUGGUGCCCUGUCUGUGGUCUUCUUGGUCGUGCGCUACUUCGCACAGUUACACCACCACCGUAAACAGUCCAAAGCCCUACACUGCAAGCCUCCCCGCUCGGGCUCCUCAGGUUUCUUCGGUAUUCCAGGUUUUAUUCGAUUAAGCAAGGCUGUCCGCGAAAAGCGCUGGAUCGAUCAUCUCUACAACGAAUAUGCUGUCCAUGGAAAUACCUACAAACAGACAUUCCUUUCUCGCAAUAUAAUAACUACCAUUGAGCCUGAAAAUAUCAAGGCAGUUCUCGCAACCCAAUUCAAAGAUUUUUCUCUUGGAACAAGACACCAACAAUUCUACCCACUUUUGGGCGACGGUAUUUUCACCCUUGAUGGUGCAGGGUGGUCUCAUGCGCGCGGACUAUUGCGCCCACAGUUCACCAGGGACCAGGUCGCCGAUCUUUCCAUGCUGGAUGACCAUAUCUCCAACUUGAUCGACCUAAUCCCCAAGGACAGGAGUAGUUUCGACAUCCAGCGCUUGUUUUUCCUACUGACCCUAGACUCGGCAACGCAUUUCCUAUUCGGGGAAUCGGUCGGGUGCAUGCUCCCCCCUUCAGGAAAGACAGGCGUGCUAGAAAAAUGCGGCGUCGGUAGCGCACAAGGUUUCGCUAAUGCCUUCGGAACCGCUCAGGAUUAUCUCGCUGCGCGGAGUCGUGCCCAGGGCAUGUACUGGGUUGUCAAUCCAAAGGAAUUCCGCGACGCAAGCCGGCAGGUACACGAAGUCGUCGAUCAUUAUGUUAAUCUCGCUCUGGAGUCGAAACGUCAUCCGGAGAAGAAAAACCUCGACGGUCGGUAUAUAUUCCUCGAGGCCCUGGCAGCCGACACAGAAGACCCCAAGGUUCUACGCGAUAACAUGCUUAAUAUUCUAUUAGCUGGCCGUGAUACCACGGCCAGUCUACUGAGCUCGACGUUCUUCUACCUUUCUCGUCACCCCAAUGUGUGGAAUCGGCUGCGCCGUGAGAUCGUGGAAAUUUUCGGAGACGCGAAGAACCCGCGGUCGGAAAUGACUCAAACAAGGCUGAAGGCCAUCCCGUAUCUGCGAUAUGUGUUGAAUGAAGUCCUUCGUCUUCAGCCUCCUGUACCUAUCAAUUUCCGCGUUGCAACCAAAGACACAUCCCUACCAGUCGGUGGUGGUGCGGACUACCAGUCCCCGGUCUAUAUCAAGAAGGGCACCAUGGUUGCCUACAGCGUCUACGCUAUGCACCGUCGGACGGAUCUAUGGGGUAAGGACGCGACUUCCUUCCGGCCUGAGCGCUGGGAGGAAAAUGCUAAACAUGGAUGGGAAUACCUGCCUUUCAAUGGUGGGCCGCGUAUCUGUCUUGGUCAACAAUACGCCCUCACUGAAGCGAGCUACACCGUCGUUCGUCUGAUGCAGCACUUCGAUACCCUCGAAAAUGCGGACCCCCAUCCUCGACAGGAGCCUAUUAAACUAUCUAAUCUGACGAUGUCGCAUGAUCUUGGCGUGUCCAUUCGUUUGUACUCCUCGGAUAAGAUUUAG
Penicillium expansum is the source of this 1557-nucleotide messenger RNA. RefSeq names its product cytochrome P450. The transcript is spliced from 4 exons. NCBI's taxonomy places the organism in Eukaryota, Fungi, Ascomycota, Eurotiomycetes, Eurotiales, Aspergillaceae. Gene Ontology annotation, molecular function: oxidoreductase activity, acting on paired donors, with incorporation or reduction of molecular oxygen, reduced flavin or flavoprotein as one donor, and incorporation of one atom of oxygen; iron ion binding; heme binding. The coding region runs from base 1 to 1557 and encodes 518 amino acids. The record is from RefSeq and is a predicted model, not a curated record.